This is a messenger RNA of Melospiza georgiana, 498 nucleotides long. It is a transcript of the gene CIMAP3, whose product is annotated as ciliary microtubule associated protein 3. Gene Ontology annotation, biological process: regulation of cell projection organization. The coding region runs from base 1 to 498 and encodes 165 amino acids. Gene Ontology annotation, molecular function: cytoskeletal protein binding. Lineage: Eukaryota; Metazoa; Chordata; Aves; Passeriformes; Passerellidae. The transcript has 5 exons. The record is from RefSeq and is a predicted model, not a curated record. Gene Ontology annotation, cellular component: ciliary basal body.
AUGUCCAAGCUCAUCUCCUUUGGGACCACUCAGGACCGGAAAAUGUUCCCCUCCAGCUUUGCCCCGGACAGGCUGGGCAUCGAGGUGCUGGGCGUGAGGGGCAGCCCCUUGCUGGGGCCGGGCUCCUACCUGGGGCCAGAGAACAACGUCCUGCAAUCCUCCUGGAGCACCCGGCCCAUGAGCGCCCUGGGCUACGUGAUGGGAGCCAGGACAGCCCCGAGAUUCCAGCAGAGGGCUCAGCCGUUCAGCUCCAGCAGCCCCCGGUUCCCCACCCGCCUGCAGGACCGGGACCGCUACCCCGGGCCUGGCACCUACGACAUCCAGGAGCCUCAAACCAAAAAGGUCUCGUGGCCCUCCCGGUUUGGGGCUCCCAACUGGGCAGCGCUGCCCCAGCCGGUGCAGAGGAUGAUGAAGAUGCAGGUGCAGAAGAUGACUGUGGAUAAAAAUUUCCAGAAAAAGCAGGGCAGGGAGGCGUACCUGAAGCUGCACCACGGCUGA